Messenger RNA from Sarcophilus harrisii (Tasmanian devil), 1488 nucleotides. RefSeq names its product carbonyl reductase [NADPH] 2-like. Gene Ontology annotation, biological process: xylulose metabolic process; glucose metabolic process. Gene Ontology annotation, molecular function: L-xylulose reductase (NADPH) activity; carbonyl reductase (NADPH) activity. The record is from RefSeq and is a predicted model, not a curated record. The coding region runs from base 1 to 735 and encodes 244 amino acids. NCBI's taxonomy places the organism in Eukaryota, Metazoa, Chordata, Mammalia, Dasyuromorphia, Dasyuridae. The transcript has 8 exons.
AUGCAGAUCACCUUCAGUGGACUCAGAGCCCUGGUCACCGGUGCAGGAAAAGGGAUUGGAAGGGAUACUGUGAAGGCGCUGCAUGACUCUGGGGCCAAAGUGGUGGCUGUGAGCAGAACUAAAGAGGAUCUGGCCAGUCUUUCUAAGGAGUGUCCAGGAUUAGAGCCAAUCUGCGUGGACCUGGGAGAUUGGGAGGCUACUUCACGAGCUCUUGGAAAUAUAGGUCCCGUAGACCUAUUGGUAAACAAUGCAGGUGUACUUCUGACAGAGCCCUUUUUGGAGGUCUCCAAGGAGGCUUUUGACAGGACCAUCAAUGUGAAUCUUCGCUCUGUGAUCCAGGUGUCCCAGAUCAUUGCCAGAGGGAUGAUUGCUCGUGGGGUCCCAGGAUCCAUUGUCAAUAUCUCCAGCUUGGUCUCUCGAGCCACUAUUCCUACCUUGACCAGCUACAGUUGCACCAAAAGUGCAAUGGACAUGCUGACCAAGGUGAUGGCCCUGGAGCUUGGGCCACACAAGAUUCGAGUAAAUACAGUGAAUCCCACAGUCGUCCUCACUAACAUGGGAAGAAAGGUCUCUGCAGAUCCAGAAUUUGCUAAUGCUCUAAAGGAACGCACUCCUCUGAAGAAGUUUGCAGAGGUGGAAGAUGUGGUUUACAGCAUCCUCUUUCUUCUGAGCGACAAAAGUGCCAUGACCAAUGGCUCAGGCAUUCUGGUUGAUGGCGGGUAUCUGGCCUCCUAAGCUCCAGUAGGGAGGGUCCACAGAUAUUAGAACAAUGAGUGGGAAUUCUGCUUCAUUUCCCCCCAACCCCUACCUGCUAUAAAGUCCUACACUCCCUCAUUUCCUUCUCCUACUCAAUCAUCAGCCCUUCCCAAACCACCUAUGGUUCCUACCCCAACUAAACAAAAAGGUCCCACCUUCUUGCAGCUUUUAAUCAUCUCCCAGGAGUAGUAGCUUCUUGGCUUUCUCAGAAAAUCCUUCAUUUCAAUCCCACUUUCAUUCCCUUCCCCCAAUACCCCAGUGGAUAAAUCUCAGAGAAUGCUUAAAGCAAAGUCCUAUAACCCAUUCUUUUUUCACCCCAUUUCUUCCUCUAAUUGGUUCUAGAUUUGGAAUUGGUGGAUUCCAUCUUGAUUCUAAUCCUAGCUCUGGAUUUUAGUGUCUGCUCUGGGAAAGUUACAACCUCUCUGGGCCAAGGGUUGGACUACAUGGCCUAUAGGCUCUCUUUCCAUCUCUAAUCUAUAAGCCUAGGAACCAGAGGAUUCAAACCUGUAACACAGCAGUGCUUUUCUUCACCUACUAGUGGGAAGAGUGGGAGUUGGGAUGAACCUGAGGACAGGAAAAGGCAACAAUCAUCAAUAAACCUGACAUGGAAAGACUGAGAUUCUGCAGCUCCUUAAAAGUAUAUGAAAUCAUGCCCUGAGCUAGGAGUCCCAAGGGUUGGGUUUUAGUUCCUAUUCUGAUAGGACCUUGGUGGGUGACUUUAGAUUUCCUCAU